Scatophagus argus is the source of this 4167-nucleotide messenger RNA. It is a transcript of the gene dsc2l, whose product is annotated as desmocollin 2 like. The coding region runs from base 290 to 2989 and encodes 899 amino acids. Gene Ontology annotation, molecular function: calcium ion binding; cadherin binding. The record is from RefSeq and is a predicted model, not a curated record. The transcript has 16 exons. Gene Ontology annotation, cellular component: intercalated disc; presynaptic active zone membrane; cytoplasm. Lineage: Eukaryota; Metazoa; Chordata; Actinopteri; Scatophagidae. Gene Ontology annotation, biological process: adherens junction organization; synapse assembly; regulation of synaptic transmission, glutamatergic.
CGAACACAGAGGGGACAGCCCUAAGGUGCUACGCCUGCUAAUCCUAACAGAGAGGCUCAUAGUCUGGGUGGGGCAGUUUGUCAAGGUGUGUCUGCCUGUUGACUCAUUGUCAGCGGAGGGAGAUAUCUGAGGGAAAGUCUUCACACAGAGCACAAGUGUGGGAACAGGCAGUUUCUUUUGAACACCGACGCCAAUACACCGUCCGUCACUCUCUGGCCGGUUUGACCCUCGGCGGUGUCCACCGUAUACCCGCACGGAAUAAUAAAGUCGAGUCUGAAAGUUUCCAAACAUGGCGAAUGUUUUAAUGUUCAACAUCUGCCUGGUGUUGAUGCUGGCCUGUGUGGAGUCGUGUUUUAUCCCGGACUAUCUGUACGUAACCGUGCCACAAACUAUCCAGGCCGGAUACCAAAUCACUAAAGUCGAAGUUGCCGACUGUGACACCAAGUCACUACACUUAACUCUGACGGACCCGAGUUUUAUAAUUAAGAGCAAUGGAGAAAUUGUAGCUUUGACUUCGGUGUCCGUGGCAACAAGCGGGCGGACAUUUUCUGUGAGGGCUCGGGACAGCAGCGGACUGGACAGUGAGAUGGAAGUGCACCUUGUCCGCAGUGCGGUGCAGAAAAGAGAGCACAAAGGUGAAGGCUUCCUGAAGAGGUCCAAGAGACGUUGGAGUCCCCCACCAUUCAACAUAUUGGAAAAUGAUGUGGGACCUUAUCCUAAAGACAUUGAAACGAUCGUAUCAGACUCGGCAUCCAAGUACGAUGUGUACUACACCUUCAGUGGACCUGGUUUCAAUGAGCAUCCAGUGGGAGUGUUCACUCUUAACCGGCAAACCGGGAUGUUAACUGUGCACAAGCCAGUUGAUCGUGAGGAGUUCCCGUCGUUUACUUUGGUCACCAAAGUUUUCGACAAAGCAACAAAUCAGCCCACAGACGACCCAUUACCCAUCACCAUAAUCGUAGAUGACGUGAAUGACAACGCUCCGACAUUCAAAGGCCCAAUUCAGUGUACUGUGCCUGAGAAAAGCAGCGUAGGUACAGUGGUUGGGAUGGUGAACGCUACAGACAGAGACCAAGCGGGGACCUUGCACGUCAAGAUCAGGUAUGCUCUCUUGGAUGGACUGGAUCUGUUUUCCAUCGACUCAGCGACCGGUGUCAUCAGCACAGUCACUGACACCCUGGACAGAGAGAAAAAAGACAAGUAUCUGGUGACAGUACAAAUCAAAGAUAUGAACGGUGCAGUAAAUGGUCUGUCCAACACGGGGACAGCAACCAUUAGUCUGGCUGAUAUCAACGACAACCCGCCAACUUUUACAAAGACGUCUUAUGAAGUCAACGUCAAUGAAAAUGAAAAUGAAAAACUUAUCCUCAGAAUUCCCGUCGAAGAUAAGGAUUUAAUAAACACGCCAAACUGGAUUUCUAAGUUCGUCAUCACUGAAGGAAAUGAAAAUGGAAAUUUCAGGAUUGAUACGGACCCCAAAACAAACGAGGGGCUUCUGUAUGUCUCAAAGGCCUUAAAUUAUGAGCAGACCAAAAACUUGAAGCUUAAGAUCAUGGCGCUUAAUGAAGCCGAACUGGUUGGCACCACGGCCCAGUGGCUCUCCAUCCCUGUGGAUGUCACCGUCACCAACAUUGAUGAGGGUCCAGAGUUCACAGCUCCUUCCAUCCGCUUGACUGUCAAAGAGAACACGCCGAACGGCACAGUGAUAGGAACUUACACUGCUGUAGAUCCCGAGACCAAAAGCAGCAACGGCAUCAAUUAUUACAAGGCCACAGACCCAGCCUCCUGGAUCAAUGUCGACAAAAAUACCGGAGAGCUGAGGGUUGCAAACACAAUCGACAGAGAGUCACAGUUCGUCCAGGAUGGAAUUUACAACAUCACUGUGAAAGCUGUUGAUGCUAGCUCCAAGACAGGCACAGGAACGGUCAUCAUUGUGGUGGAGGAUGUCAACGAUAACGUGCCAGUAAUCCCUGGGGAGAUGGUCAUGUGUGAGAAGGAAGGGGAGCUCGGCUCUGUGCUGGUGGUGGCUGAAGACAAGGACGAUUCUCCCUUUUCUUCCCCCUUCAGCUUUAGUUUGCCAGAUGACCAUGAUGGCAAAUGGUCUGUGACAAGAUUUAAUGACACAGCAGCUACGUUGAAGCAGCUCAAAGAGCUUCCUACAGGGAUACACGAUGUUCCCGUCGAAGUUACAGAUCUGCAGGGCUUUGGUAAAAAACAGACGGUGAAAGUCAGGAUCUGCCAGUGCAGGAAUGGAGCCUGCUUGGCCAAGGAAAGCUCUGUGUCAUUGGGGGCACUGGCUUUACUGGCUAUGCUGUUGCCUCUGGCCCUCCUCCUACUGCUCUGCAUACUGCUUGCCCUUUUCUGUGUGACAAAGAACGAGAAGAUGGAAAUUGAGGAUCUCGGAGACAGUGGUGGAAUCUUGCUCAAAUCAAACACUGAGGCCCCAGGGGAAGAAGUGGAUUCAAGUCUCAUCACGAUUCCCACCACUGGGAUUGAACAAGGAGUGAAGGGCUCGACCAAAGGUUCCUUUGUGAAUGCAGGAUGGCCAGGGAACAAGAGCUCCAGCACAAUCGGAGUCCACAGCGUACGUGACAAUGAGAUGUAUAAGACUGGCGUUGUCACUACCGAUGCUCAGGAAUACUAUUCUGGCCAGUAUGAUAGCCAGUAUGGAGGGCAGCAAUUCACCGGAAGUCACCUUGUCGGUAGCGGUGUGGACUUUGACAGCAGGUACCUCUCUCAGAACGCCGCUCAUCUUCAGACCUGGCAAACAAAUGGACGCUAUCUACAGCAGAAGCUGAGCUUCAUGGGAACAGAGGACAACAAACGGUACGCGGACGACAUUGUCCACUCCUACGGGUUCGAGGGGGUCGGCUCCACAGCCGGCUCCGUCGGAUGCUGCAGUGACUACGGCGACAACGAGAACCUUGACUUCCUAAACACACUUGGACCAAAGUUCAAAACUCUAGCAGAUGUCUGCAGAAAGUCAUGAACAAUGAAGCCUCAAAAGAAUGGUGUUUACUUUUCACUGUACAGGAUGUUGAGAGGCCCAGGAUCUGAAUGCUUGGUAUGCGCCUGAACAACAAGAAAAAAAAGCAGGUGGUUUCAGAGUGUGGUUUGUGUGCGUUGUUCUCUUUUUGUUUUGUUUUGGUUGUUUUUGCUGCUUCUUUUUGGUUAAAAAAGUCUUUUGCACUGAAAUCUAUUCAAAUGCAUUCAGUUGUACAUACUUUGUGUUGUAUAUUGUGUGUAUGUGGCCUUCAGAGUCUUAGUUUUCAGUCCAUUCACCCAUCAGCUAUAUUUACCCCCUCCUGCUUUUAGAGGGUGGCAGUUUUUGCAGGUUCAUAAUGGGAGGUGUAGUGAUAUAUGCAUUUAAGGGCUGUGGAGGGUUUGUAUCGAUUAGUAACAACUUUGGGUAUUUUGGUUAUUACUGAUAAUCUUUUAUUAUUCCCAGGAAUUGACAGAGUUUUGCAUUUGUGUGGCUGAUAUUAAAAUGUUUAUUUUUUUUUAUACAAAAAUAUAACAAAAACCUAAAUGAAUUAAUGAUAAUAAUACACCUACCUUUUGUAACAUUUGACAUGAAAAUAUUUCACCUUAUGUGCUUUAUCCUUUUCUUUUAACAAUUGCGCUGGCUGUCUACCACCAGCAAUUGCCAAUCACGCAGUAAUUAUCUGUGCAGACGCAUUUUAGUGAGGCUCUUGACUGUUGACCGAGCAGAGUUUAAACCCUGCGUAUUGUUAUGGUUGUUGCAAUGUUUUGGCAGUAAUCCUAAAUGUCAGCACAAGGGCGUGAUUGGGUGGAGUCAGCCGCUGCUUACAACUGCCUGAAUGCAACAAUAACCAGCUGUAAGAAAAGCUGAACCUGCUAAUGAAAGGGAAUCUGAAAUCCCCGUGUGUGCAUGUAUAUGUGCAAGUUUGUUCAAGUUGUAAUUUUGCAUGACCAUUAAAGAAUGUUUCUAUUGGUGCACUUGUACUACUGUGGCAGAUGUUGUUAUGUAUAGGUCUCAGUUUAAUUUAACAAGAACAAGAAUUAUUAAAAAAAAAAGUGCUAUUGAUCAGGCUACUGGACUGUAAUUAAAGUGCUACUGCCUUUGCUUGCAGCUGGAAUCUCAUGUUACCAUGUGCUUUUUAUACAUGCAAACUUACGUAAUAAUAAAAAAAAGGCUCUCUUGUG